This is a messenger RNA of Ornithodoros turicata, 1151 nucleotides long. RefSeq lists its product as uncharacterized. The record is from RefSeq and is a predicted model, not a curated record. The coding region runs from base 72 to 1055 and encodes 327 amino acids. The transcript has 4 exons. Lineage: Eukaryota; Metazoa; Arthropoda; Arachnida; Ixodida; Argasidae.
CGUCGGAGGUCUGUUCUUCGCCGUCGCGCUCCCCAUUUUCCUUUUUUGUUUUCGGUCUUCAUAUUCAGACGAUGUCGACACCACAGACAGAAUCUCAGGCGGACCUCCGCGCUAUGGUGGAGAAUCUGACCGCAACUGUGGCGUCUUUGGCCAGUCGCCUACCGCCACUCCCGGAGCAGGAGGUGGACGUCAGUACUUUCUACCUGGAGGACGAUGCGGCCUCCAACCCGGUCUCUUCACGCCCUCCAACACCUACGGGUUCCCCUCCGCCUACAGGCCUAGAUGGGGAAGAUGAGGAGGGGGACUCGGAGGCACCCCCAGGUGCAGACAACUGGCUCACAGAAGGAAGACCUGAACGCUGCCGUAAGGCUCUUGUUGAUUUCCCGCGCUUGAGACUUCCUUUCCUCAUUGUGCCUGAUCUCAACGUGGAAAUGAAGUCUUUGGUGCGGGAGGCAGCAAGGGACCGGAGGCGCACCGGCACGGAACCCGACCUGGACACAGGGGUGGGCCAAAGAGACCAGGCACUCAGGGAUGCGCAAGCGGCCAUCUCAUCAGCCGUGAGCCCUCUGGUGGCCCUACUGGAGAAAUGUGCCGAUCAAGGGUCGGCACCAACGGACACCCUUGCAGGCUCCAACAGCCGUAUUGAGAGAAGGGUGGUGGCGGAUCACCUGGCAGCCUCCCUCUCCCAGCUGGGACGCUUAUUCGCCUUCCUGGGGAACGAGCGCCGGGAAAGCGUUCUCUUCCGGAUCGCGCCAGAGCUGCGAUCCUUCGGCACCCAGGGGUCUCGACCGGAGGAUGAAGGGGCUGACCAGCUCUUUGGAAAGUCCUUUCUCGAGCAGAUCAAGACCCGAAACGCCACUUUUCAAGCCCUCCGCGAGGCACGCCAGGGGACCGCCCGCGGUUCCACGGAGGAGCCUGCUGUCAAACGGAGUCGGCUUACCCCGCCCACCUCCACCAUCCCCCGUCGCCCAGCCCAGCCCUUUCAGGGAAGGCCUUUCCCGGGGGGAUACCAGGGAAGGGCCACACGAAACCCCAGAGGCAGGGGCAGAGUCUAGGAAUUUUCAUCAGGCGCCGGUGCCCCGACGCCCCAUCGUUAAAUGCAUCAACAUCCCCCUUGGUUUGAAAUAAAUUCUUGAGUGUGCACACCCUUA